Molecule: messenger RNA, 1614 nt
Organism: Lachancea dasiensis
Lineage: Eukaryota; Fungi; Ascomycota; Saccharomycetes; Saccharomycetales; Saccharomycetaceae
Source: the annotation of a GenBank genome assembly
AUGCAGGAAAAGCCCUCAAGGUCGAGACACGCAAGGUCAAGAUCAAGAUCGGGAUCAAGGUCCGCCAGCAGUGGUCGUAGACAAUCGUUGCCACGGGUCAAAUCAUCGCCCAGGCUCGUACGUACCAUUAGUGCUGACCUUGAUAUCUCGCAGACACUGGGCCACCUGAAUUUGGACGGUGGCCCGCAUGAGACGAUUGAUGUGCCGUUUGUGAAGGGGACGCUGAACGUCACUCUUCCACUGGAGUACUUGAAGAAAGACGUGCUGAAUUUGGCGCAAGCGCUGCGUGUUCCCAAGUGGUACAAUAAGAAGUCUAACACAACGCACUUGAAGCCAGAGUCUGUGUCUAUGACUAAGAUUACCUGCGCGCUAACCAACGCAAUUUUUAAGGUGCAGUAUCCCACUUUGCCCUCGCUGUUGCUACGGGUGUAUGGUCCUAACGUGGUGAAUCUCAUCGACAGAGACUAUGAAUUACAAGUUAUAGCACGUUUGUCUUCCCACAAUGUGGGGCCCAAAUUGUAUGGAUGCUUCACGAACGGCCGCUUCGAGCAGUUUCUCGAAAACUCCAGAAACUUGUUGGCCGAAGAAGUGCGCGAAUGGAAAACUUCACAAAGAAUAGCCAGGAGAAUGAAAGAGUUACAUUGCGGGGUCCCACUCCUACCCUUCGAGGUGGCGCAAGGAUCGUGUAGCUUACAGAGAUUAGACAAGUGGAUAAAGAGUAUUAGCGGAUCGAAAUGGUGCAAAGACGGCAAAAAUGUAAGGAAGAACCUAAUGUGUAAAGAUUGGCCUUUUUUUCUGGACGCUGUGGCUCGGUACCGCGCAUGGUUAGACGAAGCGUACCAGGAUGGUCCACAUUCUCUGGUGUUCUGUCACAAUGAUGCACAACACGGAAAUUUGCUCCUCUCCUCGCCUGUCGUACCGUCCGCUGCAACCCCCGUCUCAUCAGCUGCAUCUGCGGAUACUUGCGACUCACUUUUCCCUACUUCGUCCAAUGUUUCACUGGAACAAAUAAUAAGGCCAUCCAAUCAAGAGAAACAGCAAGAUUCCAAGUUGAUUGUCAUUGAUUUUGAAUAUGCUGGCGCAAAUAGAGCAGCCUUUGACUUGGCAGAUCAUUUUUGUGAGUGGACAUGCGACUAUAACAGUGCAGAGCCUUCAAAAGCAGACGCAAGCAUCUACCCAAACAAGGAAGAAUUACUAAACUUCAUGUAUUCCUACGCUUCACACAAACGCCAACCCCAGCAGAAGAGUAUAGAUGAAGAAGUUAAAGAUCUCUACAACGAUGUGAUUAGACAAAGAGGUAGUGUCAAUCUACACUGGGCAACUUGGGGAAUUAUACAAAGCGGUGCGUUGAAUGAAGUGAAGAAGGAAAAAGCAGUUGAGGAAGGCCCUGGUGGAGAAAAGUACGUUAUUACUUUCGAUAGUGAUGGCGAAGAAGCAGGUGCCGAUGGCGAUGACGUUACGGAAGGUGUGGAUAGUGAUUCAUUUGACAACCUCGAUUUUGGCAGGGAAAGAAUGGCUAUUUUCUGGGGAGAUAUGCUUCAACUUGGCCUUGUCAACAAAGAGGAGCUCCCUGAUUGUCAUGAUGUAAAGUAUCUAGAUAUUACCUUUUUAUGA